AUGAUUAAAAAGGUUAAUAAUUUCUUAGUUAUAAUUUUAGUUUUUUUAGCUGUAAUUCUAACAGAAUUAAUAAUGUUCAUGGAGCUUAACUCCUUAACGUUGCUAAAAUGUUUUAUAUUUGUAGAUCUUUUAUUGGUUUUUAUCCCUUUUAGUUUACCUCGUAUGGGUGGAAAAGUGUCUUCUAUAAAAAAUUUAAUCGAUGCUAUUAAAACACGUAUCUUUUUCUUUAAUAGCUGUCUCUUUUUCUCUAAAAUCUGACUCUAUGAAAAUAAAAUUACCAUAUUUUGGGUGUAUACAAUAUGAAAUGGUUUAAAUUCUAUUUUUUGUGGGAUAUUUAUGGAAGAUAACUACAUGGCGGAUAUAUAUUCUAUCUCCCCUAAAAAUGGUGGGGGGGACCCCGCAGAGGGGAAUACCCCCUCAGGAAAUCCAGACAGUACUAUAAGUUAUGAUUUCCUAGCUGAAGCGCGGGAUAGGAUUAAUACUCAUAAGAGUGAAAUUUCAACUCCAACGGAGGGGGAUAAAGCUAUCCUUUUUUCAAAGGAUAUUCCGACUUAUGGCCAAAAAAAAAUAUAUUUCCAAGAGUCUUCUGGUUUAUUGAGUCGUAGAGGGUUAGCACCCCUUUCAGUUAGAGAAAUCUGCGAUACUCUUUUAACAGAUAAGGGACUUCCUCCGUUAAACACCGUAGGACUAAAAUCCCAUCUCAAUACUGUAGAUCAGAAUAUUGUGCUGUAUAAAGAGCAAGUAGUGAAAUUUAACAACACUCUUAGAGGUAUUGAUCAAGGUAAUGAGCCAUUUUUUCCAGAUAGCUCCAAAAAAUUAUUUUUGGAGUAUAAAGAAAUUUUACCUCACAUGGUCGAAAUAAAUGAAAAAAUGGGUACUAAUUUAUGCAAAGAGAUAAAAGCUAAAGAUCCCUCUUUUCAUCACCCCUUAUUAACUAAUAAUGAUUCAACAUCUAAGCCUAAGGAAAAAUAA
Molecule: messenger RNA, 972 nt
Organism: Neurospora crassa OR74A
Lineage: Eukaryota; Fungi; Ascomycota; Sordariomycetes; Sordariales; Sordariaceae
Source: the annotation of a RefSeq genome assembly